UGCAUAACGAAUUUGAUUGAUCCAUUUCCUUAUGCAUUUGCUUAUAGACCAAUCAAAGGUCGAUGAAUCGGGGGAGCCCGCGGAUAAAGAUCACACCCGCGGCUGUGUAUUUAUCUCGUCCAGCACGGAUCCGCGUCCAGGCGGAUGCGCACGCACGCGCGCGCCGCGUCGGCCAUGUCGGGCGAUCCUCGCGCGUGCUCGUGUACGUAUUUUGGCGGUUUACCAGUUGCACGCGGCACGCGUACCACGCGCGCGGCGGCGGCAGAGAGGUCGCGCGUGUCAGUCCGUGGUGAGCUCGGUCGACGGUGGGUCGUCGUGGCCGCGUCGCUACGCGACAACGAUCUCGCGCGGAGAUCGCCUCGAUCGUGAGUGAGAGUAGCGCGGAGGCAAGCGAUUACAAGGUGAAAAGCGACCGGGCGGCGUCGGCGAUAUGGAGCUGCACACGCCGAAGCGCGAGUCGCGCCCGUCACGGGAGCUGGACUGCAGCCCGAUGUCCGACACGACGUUCUACCCCUGGAACUGGGGCGAGGAGGCGCGCAACGCGAACCUGAGCCCGGGCAGCUCGUGCUCGUCGCCGGAGUACAGGGAGCAGCACGUCGCGGGGCUGGACGCGAGCGGCGGCGGUGGCGGCGCGGGCGGCAGGUCGGCCGCCGGCAACGGUUCCGAGAGCCACCGGCGCGGCCGGCCGCGCGCCGACGCGCUCACGAAUCUCAUGCAGCAGGGCAGCACGUCGCCGAGCAGCAUCAAGUGUUCCUUCUGCAACCGGGUGUUCCCGCGCGAGAAGAGCCUCCAGGCGCACCUGCGCACUCACACAGGAGAACGUCCGUACCCAUGCGACUAUCCCGGGUGCACGAAGGCCUUCACUCAAUCCGGACAGCUGAAGACUCAUCAGCGAUUGCACACAGGAGAGAAGCCGUUCCUGUGCACCGAACCAGGUUGCGAGACGAGAUUCACUCACGCCAAUAGACACUGCCCUGACCAUCCUUACGCCAAUCUCACGAGAUCGGACGACUUUGUGUUGAAGCCGGUGUCCGAGAACACGGAGCUGCCGUGCGACGUGAGUCGAUGGUUGGAGCGAUACAAGAUGUCCAGGGAGCGAGAGGAUCGCACGCCGACCGGGAAGAACGAGCGGAAGAAGAAGACGUGGAAGAGCAGCGCCGAGAAUCACAAGAGGAUAAAGUCCAGAAAGGGCCUCAUGAUGGACAUAGCCGGGGAGCAAGAAAAUCUCGAUCGCAAUUCGUCGAAUCAACGGCUACACUGCGGAGACAAUCGGGACAGCCAGGAGGAGAGCCAAGAUGAGGACCCGGCGGACACGUGUUGCGCGAUACUGCAAACGUCCGAGGACGAGGAGACAUCGGGCGCCAAGUUGGCGAUGGCCUCGCUGAGGAAACCCUUGGACAGACUACAACCAAAGAAACGAUGGCUACUACGAAACGCUUGCUUGGAGCAACAGCUGGAUCUCAACGAGGACUGUAGAUCCAACAACGUGACGACCAUACGCAAGAUUGACGGCAAACAAGUACUGAGCGGGUCCACAGAAUUGGCGGAGUUCCAGUGGUACCCGACAUUCUUGGACAAUUCCGCCGCGGAUAACGUACCCAUAGCGAGUCUGGACAACAGGCUAGUAAUCCCGAGUGCGCAGUUGGAGCCUUCAUACACUGCCCCGCAAAUGUGCUGCGUGAUGAGCCAUGACGACGAAUCCCUCAAAAGAGGGGGGGGAAAUGUAUAUGUGCAGCCUCUGAACCACCCGCAAUGGAGCUCGCUAAGUAGCUUGUCAAAUAAUCAGAGUAUUUUUGAAACUAGUAUUGACGAAUCCGCUAUAAAGAUUCAGGAACCCACGUGCUUGCACUUUGAUUACAUGGAGCAGAUCAUUCAUAGUGAGACAACGAAUCACGAGGCGUCAGCCAGCUCUCGUAUCAGCGAAAACGAGACGAGACCGACGGUACUGAUGCUAGCUGGCAAUUGUAAUACCAGCAAAGAAAUCGUUCCCAAACUGCCGGUCACGUUAGACCCUGUGGAAACGGGGACGGAGAUAAUUUGCGCUAAACAGGAGGACAGCAUAGAUAAGUUACCGGUGCAGGAGGACAAUAAGAAAUGGCAGGGUGCUCUGGCACUGAUGGAGUUGGCCAAGACGCAAGAAGAGGCGAUUUUAGUGCAUCUUGAGCACGAUGUAAAGGACGAAUGUUCCGCGGCUUCAGAUUUACCUUUAUAGCCACAUACAGACUGUGAUUACAGGUUAUAUUAUAACUUUGUUAUUUUUAUAUGCAAGAAGAAAAGCGAAUAAAAGCUGUUCACUCAUGUAACACAGUCCAUUUAUCGGCGUACAAACGUAAAAGAAGUUUCUUGCUGUGAAACACAUCUGUUUUUGCUUUUCUUUUUUUCCCCCUUUAUAUUCUUUGAUGAAUAACUUUUACUGUUAGUCUUAUGAUGUGUUUGUUCUAACUCUGAGAUAGCUUUCAAAAUUUUUAAUUUUAUGUGAUUAUUAUUAUUAUUAUUAUUAUUAUAUGUAUAAUACUGAAAACAGGGUGACACUGUUAUACUGUUAUAAUCAAUCAAUUUUCUUCCACGCGGUAAAAAAAAAAGCAAAUGUGUCUCAUGGGAUUAAAGCGAAUCUUAUUACUUACUUUUACUGCAUAAUAAUCGUUUUUCACACAUAAAGUCGAUUUAAAAGAGUAUUGUAAUUAAGUUUGUUUUGUUUUGUUAGCGCAAAACCGCGGAAUCGUAUAACAUGCAUGUAAGCACGUAUUACAUGUUUAUUUUUUGCUCCACAGUUUAUUGUUAUUAUAUUAUAAUAGAGACUUGUGUGAUACUUAUUUUAAGAAUAAUAAAUAUACAAGAAUGGAAGAAUAAAAGUGUCAACAUUGAUUUGAGUUUAUAUUUAAAUGGAACAAAAUCAAUGGCUGUUUAUGAAGUAUAACAAAAGUAAGUUUAAGUCCCGGAUUUAAUUUCCAUCCAUUCGAAAUAAUUUGCAAGCAUGUGAAGCCUGGUGAAGCCUACAAUAUUUUGUUAAAUAUAAUGUAAUAAGAUGCAUCUGUAAUUACUGAUAAAAUCUGAUUUUUAGAAAUAAUUAUUUCAUUACGUUAAGGAAUA
Molecule: messenger RNA, 3090 nt
Organism: Vollenhovia emeryi
Lineage: Eukaryota; Metazoa; Arthropoda; Insecta; Hymenoptera; Formicidae
Exons: 2
Coding region: 431-2212 (593 amino acids)
Biological process (GO): central nervous system development; regulation of transcription by RNA polymerase II
Cellular component (GO): nucleus
Molecular function (GO): DNA-binding transcription factor activity, RNA polymerase II-specific; RNA polymerase II cis-regulatory region sequence-specific DNA binding
Source: RefSeq, a predicted model, not a curated record